Molecule: messenger RNA, 1786 nt
Organism: Ixodes scapularis (black-legged tick)
Lineage: Eukaryota; Metazoa; Arthropoda; Arachnida; Ixodida; Ixodidae
Product: protein NEDD1
Exons: 15
Coding region: 172-1740 (522 amino acids)
Biological process (GO): mitotic cell cycle; microtubule nucleation
Cellular component (GO): spindle pole; pericentriolar material; centriole
Molecular function (GO): gamma-tubulin binding
Source: RefSeq, a predicted model, not a curated record
CCGACUGAUCUAAUCGGCGCGAAGUCGGCGAAGUGGCGCGCAUUUUGUCCGUUGUGUAGUUCUGUUUGCCCUGUGCCAGUCGUGUUCCGUUAUUUAGUAUUCGCUCGUGUGAAGUCCUAUGUUGUCGUCUUUCUUCCCGAGUUGAAGUUGAGGGGACACCAAACUCGGAACAUGUUCGCCACUGCCGCCGACGACGUUCGCAUUUGGAACGCCGACACAUUCGAACUGCUGCACCAUUUUUACCUGGAUUCGUCAGCGCGAGCAGCGACUGUUUCUUGGAGCUGCGAUGGAUGUCAGCUGGCUUGCACAGCCAAGGCCGCAUCUAUGGUUCACCUCACGGGCCUGGUUGACCGAGGCGCGCACCACACCAAGGCCAACAUUGGGCGCCCCUGUGCCAGCGCCCGGUUCAGCCGUCGCAGUGGUCGUCUGCUGGCGGUGGGCUGCUGUGACGGCUCUGUCCUGCUGUGGGACGUCAAGCAGGGCAGGCCCUCAGCUUCCUUCCAGGCACGCCCGGCGGCGGUGACACGGCUGUCGUUCAGCAAUGACGACUCUUUCCUAGCAAUGGCGGCAGCGGACGGCACGUUGUGCAUCUACAACAUGGGCACCAAGCACUGCUCCAAGAGCCUCGCCCAGCCUAGGGACCAGGUGGUGACCGGACUGGAGUGCUCAAUACUCCGGCGAUACCAGGUGGCAUCAAGCUGGACAGACGGCACAGUUUGCACGUGGGACGCCAGCUGUCAGCGCCUUGUGGCCGAGAUGGUGCUGCACCCCAAAUACAGCUGCAGCGGAGUGGCCCUGUCUCCACAGUUCGAGGCACUGCUGGCGACCGUGGGCAUGGACAAGAGGCUGGUUCUCUUUGACCUUACCAGCAGAAGGGCGCAAGGCUCGGUGCAGUGCGCGGAGACACUGGAAACGGUGGAUUUUGCGAGGGACGGCCGACGGGUGGUGGUCGGAGGCACCUCCAGCAAGGUGUACGUCUAUGACCUGCGCAACAUGGCGGCUCCCCUGGUGGAAACCUUGUCUGGUCACGUGGGUCCGGUCGGCUGUGUCAGCUGCUGCCAGGCGGCCGGGUGCUGGAAGAAGCCCGAAGCCAGUAGUCUGCAGACUGUUCCACUUGUGACCUUGACAGAAGUUCCCCCGGAGAUGUCCUGUUCCAACACCCCGGCCCUGAACCGCCGCCAGCCCCGAGCAAGUAACGGUGAUUCUGUCGGCAGAGUGAGCGACAGGGGCGACGUUCUCGAGGAACACAGCGUGCCCAGCCCAGACUUCUUUGGAGCGUCUGGGCGCAGCAGCGGAUCCUCCCACCACCAGUUCCGUCUGAGUGACGUGAUGCCUGUCUUCUCGGAUUCCAUGAUGACAUCGAGUUCUCUUUCCCCAUCUGGCACGCAGAACGACAGCGUCUUUGAUAGAAGUUCCGAGCUUCACCAGGAGCAACAGGAGAGUCCCGCCAACGGUGCCGCCACACGGCCGCCGCCCGUAGCCCCACUGCCGCCGCACGAAGGAGGCCGGCUGCCAGACGACGGCCCUCAGCGUGAAGAGGUGGCAGCAGCCCUGUCGACGCUGAGAGGGGAGGUGGAUGACGGCUUCGAGAACGUCCAUCGGCACCUGAGCCACUACGAGUUCGUCACCACGAGGCGGCACCUUGCUUUCAGGAGGGAGGUGCAGGGAAUGCUGCAGCAGAUCUUCGAGGAAGUCCUGGCCAUACGAAGAAACUUGGAGGAGAUGCAGAUGGACGCAUAGCAUUUUUAAAAUAUUUUUAAUAUUUAAUACUAAUACUACUUUUGCC